Messenger RNA from Lontra canadensis (Northern American river otter), 7262 nucleotides. It is a transcript of the gene EPM2AIP1, whose product is annotated as EPM2A interacting protein 1. The coding region runs from base 103 to 1929 and encodes 608 amino acids. The record is from RefSeq and is a predicted model, not a curated record. The transcript has 2 exons. Lineage: Eukaryota; Metazoa; Chordata; Mammalia; Carnivora; Mustelidae. Gene Ontology annotation, biological process: positive regulation of glycogen biosynthetic process; positive regulation of glycogen (starch) synthase activity; response to insulin.
UGAUUUGGCGCAGAGCGGAGGAGGUGCUUGCUCCUGCUUCUGCUCCUCCCCUCUCCUUGCGGCCUCCCGGAGGUCGGCCCUGUUCUUGUGGCCUGAAGUAGAAUGUGGAUGACGCCCAAGAGGAGCAAAAUGGAAGUCGACGAAUCUCGGGUUUUCCGGGCCGAGUGGACCCAGCGUUACUUGGUGGUGGAGCCUCCGGAGGGCGAAGGGGCCCUGUGCCUGGUCUGUCGCCGCCUCGUCGUAGCCACCCGCGAACGCGACGUCAGGCGCCACUACGAGGCCGAGCACGACUACUACGAGCGGUAUGUGGCGGAGGGCGAGCGCGCGGCCCUAGUGGAGCGUCUGCGGCAGGGCGACUUGCCCGUGGUCGUCCCGCUUACUCCUGAGGAGAGAGCUGCUCGUGCAGGCCUCGGGCUCGCCCGCCUCUUGGCCUUGAAGGGUCGCGGCUGGGGUGAGGGGGACUUCGUGUACCAGUGCAUGGAGGUGAUGCUGAGGGAUGCCCUGCCCGAACACGUAAGCGUUCUGGAUGGCAUUGAUUUAUCGCCAGAGGUCACGCGGCAGAGGGUCCUGAACAUUAACAAGAAUCUACGCAGUCAGCUCUUUGACAGAGCCAAGGACUUUAAAGCCUAUUCCCUUGCCUUGGACGACCAGGCCUUUGUGGCCUAUGAGAACUAUCUCCUGGUCUUUGUCCGCGGCGUGGGCCAGGACUUGGAGGUGCAGGAAGAGCUUCUGACCAUUAUCAACCUGACUCGUCACUUCAGUGUUGGUGCCCUUAUGGCGGCAAUCCUUGAGGCCCUGCAAACAGCAGGGCUUAGCUUGCAGCGAAUGGUUGGCCUAACCACGACCCACACUCUGAGGAUGAUUGGUGAGAACUCAGGGCUAGUGUCCUACAUGAGGGAAAAGGCUGUAAGCCCCAACUGUUGGAAUGUUAUCCAUUAUUCAGGAUUUCUGCACUUGGAACUCUUGAGCUCCUACGAUGUAGACGUUAAUCAGAUCAUAAAUACUGUAUCAGAAUGGAUAGUUUUAAUUAAGACCAGAGGCGUUAGGCGCCCGGAAUUUCAGGCCUUACUAACCGAAUCUGAAUCAGAGCAUGGCGAAAGGGUUAAUGGACGAUGUCUGAACAAUUGGCUUAGAAGAGGGAAAACUUUAAAAUUAAUAUUUUCCCUGAGAAAAGAGAUAGAAGCGUUCUUAGUUUCAAUAGGGGCGACAACGGUCCAUUUCACAGACAAGCAAUGGCUGUGUGACUUUGGCUUCUUGGUGGAUAUUAUGGACCACCUUCGAGAACUCAGUGAACUAUUAAGAGUCAGUAAAGUUUUUGCUGCUGCUGCCUUUGACCAUAUCUGUACCUUUGAAGUGAAGCUGAAUUUACUGCAGAGACAUAUUGAAGAGAAAAAUCUAACACACUUUGCUGCCUUCAGAGAAGUUGUUGAUGAGCUUAAACAGCAUCUUAAAGAAGAUGAAAAAAUAUUUGAUCCUGAUAGGUAUCAAGUGGUGAUCUGUCGCCUACAGAAAGAAUUUGAGAGACAUUUCAAGGACCUUAGGUUCAUUAAAAAGGACUUAGAACUUUUCGCAAAUCCUUUUAACUUUAAACCUGAAUAUGCGCCUAUUUCAGUAAGAGUGGAGCUAACAAAACUUCAGGCGAAUACUAACCUUUGGAACGAAUACAGAGUCAAAGACUUGGGGCAGUUCUAUGCUGGAUUGUCUGCUGAAUCUUACCCAAUUAUCAAAGGGGUUGCCUGUAAGGUGGCAUCCUUGUUUGAUAGUAAUGAAAUCUGCGAAAAGGCUUUUUCAUAUUUGACUCGAAACCAACACACUUUGAGCCAGCCAUUGACAGAUGAGCAUCUCCACGCCCUGUUUAGGAUUGCCACAACUGAAAUAGAGCCGCACUGGGAUGACCUUGUGAGAGGAAGAAAUGAAUCCAAUCCAUAAGCCUUGGUAGUACAACAUCGAGACACCCAAAAGAGAAUCUCAUUCUAAAAGCAAACAUUUGUCCGAUUUUUCAAGUUAACUAAUUUGGAUUGUGUCAAAGCACCAAGUUUAUUCAUCCAAAUUGAUCACGAUUCAGAUUCUUCUGACAGAUGUUUUUAUCAUCUCAAGAGGCAGCAUGGGACUGAGACAUGCAAACACCUUUUUUAAAAUUUAAUUUAAUGACAGAGUCAUUGUCUUUUGCUUUUAUGAUAUAAUUGUUUUUAAAGAAGUUCAGUACUGAUAAUGUGAGUUGAAUUAGAAGUCUGUUUUUCAGAUGUUUUAAAGAAAUUUUAGGUUUUAAUAGAGUGUUUAAAUUCUGAUACAUAUGGUCUGAAGUUAUCAACUCCUUAAAUGUAUGUUUGAGCCAGUUUGCAGAAACUCAGGAAGUUCAGAAGUUUCUGAGAAGGAAGAACGUACAGUGGAGGUAUUUUAUCUAUCAAAAUGUUGAAGACUAUUUUUUUUAAACUUUUCUGAGUCUGAAAUCAAUACUGACAGAUCUCCUUUCACCCCCCCCCAACCUGCCCUAGAGAUAUUAUUACUAGUAGAAAAAAAUAAUCAUACAAAAUUUUAGUCAAAGGAGUAAGAAUCAUUUUUAAAUUGCUGGUUUAGGAGGCUUCCUGCAUUUUGGAGAUCAGACUAUCCAGCUAUUGGGGGUCUCCCCUGAAUUUUUCACAGUUGGGUGCUGUUUUAUCAGAUUGCCUAUUAAAGGACUGCGCAAAUUCAUGGAACCAGGAUAUAACCAACAAUUUAGAAGGAACUGAUGCCCGAGCAAUCAAAAGAGAUGCCAUGAGAGCUCAGGAACCAUAGUGGUGUCAGUGGUUCUCUACCAGAAGCAGUAACCUCUCUUUGCAGAGGUUGUUAGAAAACAGGACAUUUUUGGUCGUUGGACUUACCUGGGGGGAUUCUGCUGGCAUUUAAGCAUGAAGAACAUCUCCCCAUCCUCUGCCUCCCCCCACCCCCUGCAGUGCAUAGGACAGCCGGGCACGAUAGAAUAUUAGCCUUCCUAAAGUGCCAGUAGAUCCCCUGUUGUAGAUUAUUUUAUCUGAGGGACAGAGCAAAUUACCGGUAGAAGCAGAAUGAGAAAGGCCAAGUCAGGCAGACUGACACUACUCCAUAGGGUAGACUCAUUCCAAUGUUGCAGGUUUGGCUGGUAAGGUGAGGUAAAGGCCUUGAUAGAUUCUGGUGUCAGUAGCAUUUUAAGUCAGUAGCUUAUAUGAAACCAGACUAAAGGACUCUAUUCUGUUAAACGGAAUUAGUGCAGAAAAGCAAGUAUUAACAAGCUAGUAAUCGAGAAUGGUCAAGUUGAGAUUUUCAGUGAACAGGGAGUAAGCUUAAAUAUCUGGAGAAACAACAAUGAAAAACCAACCCUCCCCCCCCCAAAUCUACCGGUAAUUUGCCAGCAGUUGGGAGUUUUCUCUUUCGUGGCAAGUGCUUUUUUGAAAGAAUGUUUGGAGGACCUGCUUCUGCUUUCCUACCCUAGUUCCUAAAAAUACUGAAGUCUUGUACAUUUUGUGAAGUUCCACUAUAUAUUUUGCUUAAGGUAAUAAAACUAGUUUGCCUCAUGUAGUCACUGAGUUGGGAGGAGAUAAAAGCUAAGGAUUUAAAACUGACCCUAAAUAAUAGAGAAUUUGCUAUAAACUAGUCUUGUUUGUAAAAAAGAAAAAUGUGUGUAUAUUACUGUUUUCUGUAUUAAGUAAUUCUGUAACUGCAUGGCAGUCUUUAAAUUUUUUUUUUUUUAUUUACAAAAUAGUUGUUACUGGUCCUGUCGUAUUAGUGAAUAUAGUUAAAAUAAGUACUAUUUUUUAAAAACCUUGUGUCCCUAUAUCUCCCUUUCCUAGUAGUUUUCUUAAAAGAUUUGUCUGUAUUCCCAGUCUCUCAGUGCCACCCCAACUGCUCUCCCUAGCUAGAUCCUUGGCAGUAUUCUUACCCUCUUUGACACCACUGACUGCUCUUCCUUGAAGUGCUUACAUAUGUUGGCUUCAGGGGUAGGUUGUCUCUGCAGGUUUGCUUUCUCAGUCUGCUUCAUAGGUGCACCCCUUUCCCUUACAUGUUUGUGUUCUUGUGCUUUCAAAAUUUUGUCGUAGAGCUAUUUUCUACAUCGUCUUAGCUGCUCUCAUCCCUGUCCAUGGCUUCAUUUACCAUCUGUAUGCAAAUGACCCCCCACAUUCUGUCUCCUUUCUAGGCCUUUCCUAAUACGUGUAUCUAUCUAACUGCCAACUUAAGUCACUCUGCUGUCUCGUGGACACCAUAGCAUGUCAUUGAUCUUGCCGCCAAACCUGCUCUUCUUGUGUUGCCUCUUUCAGUAGAUGGCACUGCUGCUACCAGUUGCCGUAGCCCAAGCCAAAAACUAAUCUAUCCAUGACCUUCAUCAUAUCCACUUGUGAAAAACCUUUGUGUUAGGUCUACUGUCUCAAGUUUUUCUCACUUUUCCAGUGCUACCAUUCUAAUUCAGGCCAUCAGCCAACCUGAAUUGUAGCAACAGCAUCCUUGUUAGUCUCUUUUUCUCUGGUUUUGAACAUUUUUUUUAUGUUGCAGCCAGAUGGUUCCAAAAGACAUACCUGGUCAUCUCUCUCCACUGCUUUCACCAUGACAUAGGAUAAGAUAUAAUUUCUGUUUAUCUUUGAGGUCUCAGUUUAAAUACCACUUCCUCUAGGAAGUCUUCACUGAUGCCCUCUAGACUAGCUGCCCCCACUGUGCACUCUCUAAAUGCCCUUUUCCUUUCCCAGCCAUACACUUGGCACAUUUUGUUGCUACUUCUUACCGAUCACUGCUAGACUGUAAGCUUUACCAGGGUAGGGACUGUGCCUUGCUAGUUAUUCUGUCUGUAGUGCUUAGCACAGUGCCUGGCAUUCCAAUAAAUGUUUGGAUGAAUAAAUAUGUGUGUAGUGUUUUAUGAUCUUUGAAGCCCAUUCAUAGUCUCAUUUGACCUUCACCGAGGUCUUCCUGCCUUAGCCUGCUUGUUGGGUAAUUGUUAUUCACAUAUUAUGAAUUAAGAAAUGAAACUAAGUUCUUUGUGACUAAGGAAUUGUAUUCCCAGAAUUUAGCUCAGUGCUUGGCAUGUGGCUCAAAUAUUUAUUAUGUGAAUGUUGUUGCGGAAACGAACUUAGAUUGCAAUUUGCCCUAGUAAAUGUAAGUAGUAAAGCCAGGAUUCAAACCCAGGCGUACUUACAUAAAUCUAUGGAAUAGUAAGUCUUUACCUCCUUUACUUGGAAGUCUUAAUUUCAUUUCUUUGUGGUUUUUUUUUUCCUUUUUCUUUUUUUUUUCUAACUUCCAAAGGUAAACUUCCAAAAGAACCUAGAUGAAAAACAGUGGUCAACUAUUUAGUGGACUAAAACAAUACUUUGGUAAUUAAAAAGUUACACUCAGUAUCAGAAAAAGAUAAUGCCAUUUAAAAUACUCAUUUUCCUUUUGUAAAAGAUUAAUCCUAGAAGAAAAUGGCAUACUAUUUAUUUGCUACUUUCCUUUACAGAUGAUUUCUGGCUCUUCUGGGAUUUAAAAGUAAGUAAAUUUAAUAAAAUAUUAGAGGAAUGGCUCUUCUUCCUGAUUCCUAGAUACCCAGUUCUCUUGCUUUUCUUGCCUAAAGAUGUCCUUAUCACUUUUCUAAGGAAGAUGACCCAAAAAUGACAUGUAGUCAAGGUGUACUUCUUAGAUGUGCUGUAUUUCUUUCCUGGCUUGUUCACAUGCUUCUGAACUUAAUUUCUGGGUAACCAGCUUUUGGGAUUCGUGGAAGAACUAUAACCAUAGUCUUUUUCCUUGAGCCAUUUUGUCCAAUUUGAGGGAUUAACCAGUGUUACACUAAAUUGGACUUUUGGUCUGAGGCACAUUAACUUAUCCAGAAAUCUUAACAGUAGGUGUGAUAGUCAUCCAGUGAUCCUUGCUGCAAAACUGGGUUUUAUUGGAUUUCUUUAAUCCUCUAGAUUAAAGAAUUUCUCAUUUUUAUCUUUUCAUAAUUGAGAAGUGGUUUCAUCCUGUCCAAUACAUACUCGAAUUUGUGAAUUCUACCCCUUUCAUUUCUGCUUGCAAAUUGAUGAAUUCUGAGAUCAUCUCUUUCUUACACAUUUCGUCAAAUGCAGCCAUAGCAACCAUAAGACAUUUUGUUUUACUUUUCCCCACUCCCACUUUAGUAAAGGAUAGAUUCUGUGCCUUCCAGGCUUUCCCAAGAGAUCGUUUCACUGCUCCAUAACAUGAGUUGCCCCCAUAAGUUAUUUCUUCCAUCCUCCAAUAGCAAUUUCCUGAAUGCCUACCAACUAAGCCAGUGUGUAGUAUGUUGAGUUUUUUAAAAAUGGAGCCAAUUUCUGUAUCAGGAUAGGCGAGGUUGUCAUACAGUAACAACAGCAAAAUCUCAAUGCCUCGGGAACUCUUCUCUUUUAACUUGGCUAGGGACUUUGCUCGAUAGGGGUCGGGGUCAACAAACUACAGUCCACAGUCAAAAUCCAUCCUGCUGCCUAUUUCUAUAAAUAAAGUUCUAUUGGAAGUUAGCCUUGCCCACUUAAUUUAUGUCUGUGGCUGCUUUUGCUCUAUAAUGGCAGAAUGGAAUAGCUGUGAGAAAGAGUGUGUACGACGCACAAAGUCUAAAAUAAUUUGCUGUGUGACCCCACAGAAAAUGCUCACCAAACCCUGCUCAAAGUUGUUCUCAUUUUGGGACUCAAGUUAAUGAGAUACCAUGUACGGUGUGGGUGCUCAUUUUGGGAAAUGAAAAAAAAUGCAGCAAAUCACUUAGAGGCCUGUAAAGCACUUUCACUGCCCAAAACAAAUCCCAUGGCCACACCAAAGUUCCAGGAAGACUGUAAUCCUUCCAAUGUGCCUCAGAAGAAAACCAGGAGUACUUGGAAGACGAUACUAGACCAACACAUGGUUAUAUCUCUCCAUUUAUCUGAUUUCUUUAAAAAUAUUUUUUAUUGAGGUAACAUAUUCAGUAAAGUGUAAAUAUUAAAUGUAUGCCUCAGUGGAUUUUUAUAUACACCCUGGAACCCAUCACCCAGAUCAAGAUAGCAUUUCUAGCACCCAGCAGAUACCCUCAUGUUCCUCCUGCACACAGAUAGACUCAUCGGAUCCUUACACCAGAGCUUACUUUUGUCUUUUUAAAGCUUCAUGUAAAUGUGAUGAUUCUCUGUGCUCGUGUCUAUUGUUCAGUACUGUGUGACUCAACCACGUUGCAUGUAGAAGCAUUUUUUACGUCUGCGCAGUAUUCCAUUGUACGACUGUACUGCGAUUAAUAAAUCCAUUCUACCAUUGAUGGAGAUUUUGGUUGUUUCCAGUUUGUGGUUAUUAUGAAUAAAGUUGCUAUAAACAUU